Molecule: messenger RNA, 450 nt
Organism: Arabis nemorensis
Lineage: Eukaryota; Viridiplantae; Streptophyta; Magnoliopsida; Brassicales; Brassicaceae
Source: the annotation of a GenBank genome assembly
AUGCCUAACUCAAGCUUGCUCGUACCGACGUCGUCGUUUCAAGUUUCCAAUGGUCGUAACCAAAACGAAGAGAAGAAAGUUGGUUAUUUCGACUUUGAAGUAGAUCCUGGCUUCACCGUUCGACUACGUCAGGAUACUGACCUUGCCAUGGACCCUAAGAAACUAAAACGGUCAAGGUGGAAGAAGCGUCAGUAUAUUGAAUAUCUAGAGAAGAAAACCAAAGAGCUCGAAAUGGAGGUGAGUGUGAGGCGUGCCCGACUCGAAAUGCUGAAUGAGAUGACUGAAUGUCUUACAAUUGAGCAUAGGGAGCUUGAGGAGCUUGCCUUUGCUACAAAUCAACGUUGUAUUUCCGCUCAAGCUGAGAAUGAAGCGCUUAUAGUGAAGCUACGAGAAGCUGGAGAUGAAAUUGGCUUAUUCGAUCUGGAUACCCUCAUGCACCUUCUUCUCUAG